CCGCCUCCCCCUCAACCACAACGUACACCCACAGCACCUGCCAUUGACGCUCCCCAUAGCCCAGGUUCAUGUUAAACCUCGCCCGCCAGACGUUAAAGAGAGUUCCUAGUUUUCAAGAGCUCUUGCAGGGGACAAUGGGUUCUGCAAAGGAAGAAGUUUCUGUCGACGUCCUCGUCAUUGGUGCUGGGCCUACGGGCCUCGGCGCGGCAAAGAGGCUCAACCAGAUUGACGGCCCCUCAUGGAUGAUCGUGGACAGUAACGAGACCCCCGGCGGUCUUGCUUCCACCGACGUGACUCCAGAAGGCUUCCUCUACGACGUCGGCGGCCAUGUCAUCUUCUCCCACUACAAGUACUUUGACGACUGCAUUGAUGAAGCGCUCCCCAACGAGGAUGACUGGUACACCCACCAGCGCAUCUCGUACGUCCGCUGCAAGAACCUCUGGGUCCCCUACCCCUUCCAAAACAACAUUUCCAUGCUGCCCAAGGACGACCAGGUGAAGUGCAUCGAUGGCAUGAUUGACGCCGCGCUGGAGGCGCGCGUCGCAAAUACAAAACCACAGAACUUCGACGAGUGGAUUGUCCGAAUGAUGGGCACAGGCGUUGCCGACCUCUUCAUGAGGCCGUACAACUACAAAGUCUGGGCGGUUCCCACCACCAAGAUGCAAUGCCAAUGGCUCGGUGAGCGUGUUGCCGCCCCCGAUCUUAAGCGUGUCACCACAAACGUCAUCCUGAACAAGACGGCUGGCGGCUGGGGCCCUAAUGCCACUUUCCGCUUCCCUGCCCGUGACGGGACCGGCGGUAUCUGGAUCGCUGUUGCAAAGACGCUCCCCAAGUCCAACACACGAUUCGGUGACCACGGUGCGGUAACCAAGGUCGAUGCAGACAACAAGCGAGUUACCCUGAAAGACGGAACCGUGGUGAACUAUGCCAAGCUUGUCAACACCAUGGCGGUUGACAGCCUGGUUCAGUUCAUGGGUGACAAGGCGCUGAUUGAUCUGAGCAAGGGCCUCUUUUACUCCUCUACCCAUGUCAUUGGUGUGGGCAUCCGAGGCGAACGACCAGAGCGCAUUGGUGAUAAGUGCUGGCUGUACUUCCCCGAGGAUGACUGCCCCUUCUACCGUGCCACUAUCUUUUCUAACUAUUCUCCAUACAACCAACCCCAGGCCGAUGUGAAGCUGCCUACCCAGCAGCUUGCCAAUGGUUCGAAACCAAGCUCCACCGAAGCCAAGGCAGGCCCCUAUUGGUCCAUUAUGCUCGAGGUUUCCGAGUCCAGCAUGAAGCCUGUCGAUAUUAAGAAUCUGCUAAAGGACUCCAUUCAGGGUCUCAUCAACACCGACAUGAUCAAACCUACCGAUGAGAUUGUUUCUACCUACCACCGCCGCUUCGACCACGGGUACCCUACGCCCUCUCUCGAGCGCGAGGGUGUUUUGAAGCAGCUUCUUCCUGCCCUUCAAGCCAAAGACAUCUGGUCGCGUGGCCGUUUCGGCUCCUGGCGCUAUGAAGUUGGCAACCAGGACCACUCCUUCAUGCUAGGCGUCGAGGCCGCGGACAACAUUGUCAACGGUGCCGUCGAACUGACCCUCAACUACCCCGACUUUGUCAACGGCCGCCAAAACACGGAGCGCCGCCUUGUUGAGGGAGCUCAGGUAUUCGCGAAGAACAAGAAGGCUAUCGAUUAAGAAGGUGCUUUGGGGACGUUGACGUUAAGAUGACUUUUAGGACAUGGGGUUUUCAGUUUAGGAUACCACGCAAGGAGCAAUAUAAUGCGAUGACACGGUCUGGGAAUGGAUGGUUGGUUGGCUGGGAAUGCAUUCGAGGAUUUGGGAGCAGGGGUUCUUUUAGGCAUGGUCAAGCGGGACUUGCAUUCUCACACAUCACUCACACACUCGAUAGACUACGUCAACAUUGUCUCGACUUUCUACAAGAGGAGAACGUGCAGGAAAAGGGCUAUAUAAAAGCCGGUCUAGUUAGCUAACUGUAGGCAUGUAUGUGACUGCUGGCGAGAAUAGAGAUAGAUUUCUG
This is a messenger RNA of Lindgomyces ingoldianus, 2022 nucleotides long. RefSeq names its product UDP-galactopyranose mutase-like protein. The transcript has 5 exons. The record is from RefSeq and is a predicted model, not a curated record. The coding region runs from base 69 to 1679 and encodes 536 amino acids. Lineage: Eukaryota; Fungi; Ascomycota; Dothideomycetes; Pleosporales; Lindgomycetaceae.